AUGGCGCCCUUCCCUUUGGAGUACAUCGACCCCCAGCUCCUAGCCUUGCAGCCGUCAAACCCUCUGCUAAUCAAAGAAAGCAUUGAGAGCCUUUUUGCCGGUGCGGAUCCAGAGGUACAACCAGUCCCGACACCAAUAGCAGGGUCCAAGCGUCGAACCUCAGCAGACGACAACGAGACUGAUACUGGCUUCGUUGGUCCCCGCAACUCAUCUAAGCCCGCCCCUAAACGCCAGAAGCGGGAAGAGCCAAACACGGAGCUCUACGGGAUAAAAGCACUUCCACAGAAAUCUCAACAGUCUGCAAAGCCAAAGGCUACAGGAGCAAAAGACGUCGGGAAUUGUGGCCGUUCACGCAUCUACGAUUAUAUGAAGAGCGCUCCGCACAAAGACCAUUCGUUGAACCUAAAUAUCUCUGUGACGGCGGUAGAGCUAAUUGUCCUAAUUCCCCACUCUAUCUUGAGUUGGCCCAUCGCGAACCGUUUAGUCCAGAACGGGAUGACCUACAAGCUACAUAAAUACAUCGCUCGCCGCCAUCGAGCAGGCAGCGUCCUGGACGGAUCCGCAUCCAUCGACGAGAUCGCAGCUGAGGAUGACAAACUCUAUUCGGUCAACUCGAUACUACAUGGCUACCAGCACGCUAUGCGGGCCGGACCAGAUCCUAAAAAUCCAAUGGCCAAUUGGACACACUCGAGGCAUUCUAUGUUGGUGUCUAACAACAACUUCGAUCCCAAAAAUGUGUCCCUCUCAGGAGUUCGGACGCGUGCAGAAACCCACAGCAAGACAUACCGGCCGCCAAAAUCAAUCCCAUUGGAAUCCUUAGCGAACGACGUCCUGCAGCUCCCACAAGGGGCAGACGCGGCUGACCUUACUCGAGCUGUUGAGUUCGCUCAACAAUACCCUGGCCGCUACUUCUUCCCUACUGACGUAGAAGCGGUGAUUCGCCAAGUCGGACGGGUGGUAGUGACACGCGAACAUACGGAUGCCGCAUGCAUUCGGCGAUGGAUGCCUCGGAUGCAGCGUUUCAGGGACGAAGCCAUCCGUCUUAGGUGUGAGGCACUGAAGCCUCGUCGUAAUGCUCCAAAGACCAACGCAAAGAUGAGCCCACUGCCUAUCAACGAGGAGCAGUAUGGGCCGGCACAGAAUAGCACAGGAUCUAGCCUGGUACCUACCAUCGAUCUCUCUGAAUCCCAGGAUCAGUCACCAGUCCUAGAGGCACAAACAACCCCGGAAAUUUUCCAGGAAUGGAUUCCAGAAGGCGAAAUCGCACCGGACAUCACAGAGACUCAGGCCUUUCCAGAAUAUCCGACUCUGCUGCGCGAUGCUCCCGACCCAAAUCAAGGAGAUCGCAGCUUCCGAGCGUUGUGUAUCAAGGUGGCCAAGCACCCGUAUUUCUGGCACCUCGAUUGGCCCGAUUCCAGCGAGGGACUCGAUAUGGUGCUGGAGUACAUGAGGGAUCAUCCAGCUCCCUAGUUCACGGAGAGCUACGAGGCCUCCCGAGAGUUAUCAUUCGCAACUACUUGCCCUAUCCACCGAUGUACGGUAUUUUGUUACGACUGGAAAGAGCAUCAACGAAGAGCGCUUGGGACAGCACGCUGCUAAAUCUUUGUAUUUUCAAGGCGACAAAUGGAUCAAGUCCCAAUGGCGGUUUUAAUUUCCGGUCCUUAGAUGCGUAUGAUUAUCGACGGUAUGGGUACAUUGACGCAUUUGACUUGUAUUAAACAAGACAUCCUACUCAGGUUGCCACUACUAGCGUGUCAGUGGCGUUACAUCCUUCCAUAUCCGUAACAAGGGGGAACAGGGGAGUUCCCCCCCCACCCUUUUCAGGGG
This is a messenger RNA of Mytilinidion resinicola, 1827 nucleotides long. RefSeq lists its product as uncharacterized. The record is from RefSeq and is a predicted model, not a curated record. The transcript has a single exon. Bases 1 to 1470 code for a protein of 489 amino acids. NCBI's taxonomy places the organism in Eukaryota, Fungi, Ascomycota, Dothideomycetes, Mytilinidiales, Mytilinidiaceae.